Molecule: messenger RNA, 1155 nt
Organism: Aspergillus sclerotioniger CBS 115572
Lineage: Eukaryota; Fungi; Ascomycota; Eurotiomycetes; Eurotiales; Aspergillaceae
Exons: 1
Coding region: 465-866 (133 amino acids)
Source: RefSeq, a predicted model, not a curated record
CUGCGUCUCUACGGCCUGCAUCCUGCAGCCUGCAGCAUCCAGACAACAGAAUGAAACAGGCAUCCCUCCGGUAACCGGUCGGGGUUCGGCCGGGCAAAGCGUCCUUGCGCAGAACCCGUUGAUCGCCAAGAAAUCCCCGAGGAAGUUGGAAGUGUGACGAUGUUUUUCCUCCUAUCGCUCCAUCUUAUCGGCCAUCCAGCUGCUCUCCUUGCUUCCCCCUCGGACACUUACCUACCUUUACACCUUCAAUUCCACAUUCUUUCUCAGGGCAAGGUUUAUCCCCUCAAACCAUCGACGUGAUUCCCGGUGGCUAUACGAUUUCCCUUGGCUCGUGUCUCAUUGAUCGUGCUCGCUACUACUAGCUUUUGAGCUGCUUCGGGACAUUAUGCGUCAGAUGACCGCACGUUGAACAUCGCUCCUCGUUUCUUUCUUCCGGCGCUCCUUUGUCCGUCCUUGCUUCGUCAAUGUACCCCCAGGCUGCGUUCGGAGAAAUCGCCCACGGUCUGCCGCAUCGCAUUAUCUCGCAGCUGUACUCCAUAGAUAUGUCCGCACGGGUAUAUUCUACGAAUGGUGAGGAAUUGCCACCGCAAUGCCCACAUCACACAAGUAACAACCCAGCCAAACGACACCAAACACAUUUCUCUAUCCCCCCAACUACCCUUCAGAACAUACUAACCUACAACCGAACCCCUAUCUACAAAGCCAGAAUGAAACCAACCCAACCAGGGAACCACACAAGGGCCGACGAUCCCAGUCCACCAUCAAUGAAACCACCAGAACUCAGAAGAUCCUUGAACCAAACCCAAACCCAUAACCAUCGAGCAGCAAGCAAGCGCAAAAAGCUAGCCAGUUCAGUCCCAACCUGAUUCUCCUCCCUGCCCGUACCGUAUCCAGCUUCAUCCACAUCCCCAGCCUCCGCCCAACAUCCAUCCCCCACGCAAGGGAUAUCGGAAACUUUCCCUCCCACUAUGCUAUGCGAAUCACAGCACUUGCAUGUGCAGGGUGAUUGACACCUGCACGGGUUCCUGGUUCCACCUGGGAUCUCCUCCUUUCAGCCCUUGGUUUACCUACCCUAAGUGCUCGUGCACCCCGUAGUCCUAGCAGCACACCACAACACGACGUCAACGUACAUCUAAGGAAGCUAUAUCAAGCAUC